AUGUUUUACUUCCAUGUAGCGGCACGACAGAAUACUUUGUACGAGCUCACGACUGGUUUCAAUGAACUUGUUGGAGACUACAAUGGCUAUGAUUCUAAUGUGAACCCUUCGAUAGCCAAUGCUUUCGCCACUGCUGCCUUUAGGUUCGGUCAUACCAUAGUCAAUCCUACCCUAUUUCGAUUAGGCAAUGAUUUCCAACCAAUCAGAGAAGGCCAUAUACCGCUCAAUAAGGCAUUCUUUGCUCCUGAACGGUUACUAUCUGAAGGUGGCAUUGACCCACUGCUCAGAGGCCUUUUUGCUUCUCCGCUAAAACUGCCUAGAUCAGAUCAGCUACUCAAUAUGGAGCUCACUGAGAAGCUUUUUGGACGAUUCCAUGAGGUUGCGCAGGAUCUCGCAGGCCUGAAUAUCCAACGAGGACGAGAUCAUGGUCUACCAGGCAAGUGUGGAUCCAGUCUCGAUCCUUAUAAAAGUCUAACUCACUCCAGAUACACCGAAUACCGUCGAUUCUGCAAUUUGUCCGUACCGGAAACAUGGGAAGAGCUGGCUGCAGAUAUCCAAGACAACACUACAAUUAUAUGGCCACCCGGGUACGCAAUUACACGCAUAACACAGCCAAAGAGAUCAAAGAGUUUAGCAAAUAUUGACCUGUGGGUUGGAGGAAUAGCUGAAAAACGUUUGCCAGAUGCGCUGUUUGGCCCCACAUUUGCUUGCAUCAUAGGAGACCAGUUUAGACGAUUGCGAGAUGGAGAUCGAUUCUGGUACGAAAAUGACGGCGUAUUUACGAAAUUACAACUUCAACAAAUCAAGAAAGCUUCCUUAGCCCGAUUGCUUUGCGAUAAUGGUGACAAUAUCGAUCGAGUACAGCCCAAUGUGUUCUUCUAUCCGGGUAACUCUACGAAAUUCUACGGAAAAUGCGAGAACAUUCCGGAAAUCAACUUGAAUAUGUGGAUGAACUGUUGCGAUUCGUCGUGUGCUACGUCACCACCACCAAGGUAAGG
This is a messenger RNA of Cylicostephanus goldi, 998 nucleotides long. The record is from the annotation of a GenBank genome assembly. Lineage: Eukaryota; Metazoa; Nematoda; Chromadorea; Rhabditida; Strongylidae.